AAUCUUAAUGAAUUGAAUUUGGCGUCAAACAAAAUUUCAACGAUACAUGUUGGGGCAUUUCAAAAUUUACACAAACUGCAAGUUUUGAAUUUAGAAAAUAAUAACCUUAAAUAUGUUGACAGUGUCUUCAAACUUAGCGUUUUUAGACCACUACGAAGCCUAAAAGUGUUGCUACUGAACAGGAAUAUCGAUCAGGAUGAACACAAGACGAGGUACCCGGAUGCAGCCCUUUCUAACCUUGUGUCGUUGAAGGAACUGCGUCUGGAUGGCUUGACCAAUCAAAGUUUCGGUGAAGGCUUUUCGAAUCUUACUCACCUCACACACCUGAGUCUUGCUGGUCAAAACGGAUACUGUAAACUGAUUGGUCUGUUUAACACCACAUUCACGCAUGUCUCGCACCUGAAGUUACUAAACCUGUCACACUGCGAUAUCCGGCAUAUCGAGCCGGCAGCGUUUGUGCCGCUUAGGUCCACCCUGGACGUUCUUGAUCUUUCUUACAACCAGAAACUAAAGUUCAACAACGUUUUCAAUGGUUCUUUCGGUUGGGAACACUCUAAACUUCGUGUCUUAAAUAUUAGUCACAUAGUUGGACCGCACGAAAUUUGUGUUGUUAUUACUAAGGAUAACUUCAAAUAUAUGCGAAAUACUAGCAUAGAAGAAAUCUACGCAGAUGGGAAUAGAAUCCAACUGUUUGAAACGGGAGCUCUGGUACGUUUGCCAUCGACGUUGCGCAAAGUGUCUAUGAAAAGUAGCUGGUUUGCAGUUGGUGAAUAUAUAUUGGAGAUUGUGUCUAUAAAAAAUUUGAUAGAACUCGAUCUUAGUGGAAUUGCUGGGUCUCGCAGUUUGCCAAUUGCCGGUUUGGAUUAUUUAACGAAAUGUAACCAACAGAACUGUUUUGAAGACGACGAGGAUAUUGACAUUUCGUGUGGUGUAUCAAGAAUGGCAGGUACCGAACGGAAUAGUAGGAUUACGAAUAUGGGUAAUGGAGAUACUGAAAUCGCAUCUCUGCUUGAUAAUAUAAAUCCUGGUUUCUUCAUUCCACCAAAUCUACAAAUACUAAAGUACACAUUUGAAGAACUGGCAUUUCAAAUAUCUCCGUUGACAAUAAGUGAUAACAACUUGACAGUACUUAAUGCUUCUUACAAUUUGUUGUCGUCAUGGAUAGGCCCAGUCAUUGGUUUAAACAAACUUACUAAUUUGGACCUGUCAAACAAUAUUGCUUUCCGUGCUCAUCCGAAAUUCUUUGAAAAUUUCCCAUCGUUGAUUAUCCUAAAUAUUUCAAAUAACUUGUUGAAUAAUGCUAUUGCCAAUGACACAAGUGGGGCUUUAUUUACAAACCUAACGUCUGUACAAAUUCUAGAUCUCUCAGCGAACCACCUACAAAAGAUACCAGAGCAUCUCUUCAAAGGACUUUCAAGUUUGCAGGUUUUGAAACUUUCCUAUAAUAAUUUAGUUUAUGUACCAAUGCACGUAAAGCAUAUGACAAAUCUAGAGAAAAUAGAUUUUGCUUCAAAUAAGAUAAGGUGGCUGCCUAAGACGUUAAUGUCAGAACUUGAUAGCUUAAUAGAAACACGGAAUUGUUCAAUUGCCAUUGAUCUAAGUCACAAUCCGAUCUCGUGUGAAUGCCCCAAUUUAACAUUUCUAAAGUGGAUGCGACACACUAGGGUAAGACAAGUGGAGAUGGCCUAUUAUUACUGCCUUAACGCCGAUGGACACACGGUUAAUCUAACCGACCUCCCUGCAAUUGUGGAUUCAUUAGAGGCAGCAUGUACCAAUCAUAAAUACAUAGCAUUAACAGCCUUUCUAUUCAUUAUUGCGUUUUUGUUAGUAUUUUCUGCCCUUUAUCUGUACAUACAUCGAUGGAGGGCUAGGUAUUGGUAUUACGGUAUCAGGUAUAGUUUUAGAAGUUCUCAGUCCGGUUCUGACGCUAGGCAGAAUCGAUUUCCUUUCGAUGCGUUCAUCUCGUAUGCUGACGAAGAUAAGACAUUGAUUGAGGAGGAAAUGUCGGAGAUGGUUGAAACCAGAGGAGGAAAGAAAUUGAUACUUCACAGGAGAGAUUUCCUUCUUGGGAUGCCAAUAAUACACAACAUCUUAGAGAGUAUUAAAAGGAGCAGAAAGACGGUACUAGUUUUAUCGAGCCACUUCCUCAAGAGCAGUUGGUGUGAGUAUGAAAUGCAGUUGGCCAUCCAGGAGUCUGCCCACACUGGCAGGGAUGUUCUACUGGUCCUCAAGCUCGAGGACAUUCCGCAUGAGAAGCUUCCCAAAAACAUCUUACAGCUGCUGCAAAAGGAUUUGUACCUUGAAUACCAGCACGAAGAAAACAAUCAGUUGUUUUGGCAGCGUUUUAUUAAUAAAAUAGAAGAAACAUAAUUAUAUUUUUAGAAACAUGAUUGGUUUUGUAAUUGUUGUGGAGUUUUGUUUGUUUUGGUUGGGAGUUUUUUGUGUGUGGGUGGGGGUGGGGGGUGGGGGGGUGUUGUUUGGGUUUUUUGUUGUUGUUUUUUUAGGGGAGGGUGGGUGCAACCCGAUAAAAAAACAAAAAAAACAUACAUAUAUACCCAUCAAACGCUACUUGGGUUGUGUUCUCGCGUAUUACAGACGAAAAUCACCAUUACGUUUUUUGAUAAUAAAAUUUGAUUCUUUUAUGUUUGCGUUAUUAAACAAGGAAUGGUGUGUAUAUAUACUGUAUAUUGGCCAUAUAAAGCAUUCAUUGUCGGACGUUGGAUAUAUUGAGGAUAAUGUAGUAGUGCAGGUAUAAAGUGCUCCUACUGGUAGCAGCUAGUGGGAAUUUCCCUAUCAGCUCAGUUGGUGGAGCGCUGUACUCUCAUACUGAGUGUCAUUGGUUCGAAUCCCCUCAGUGGAGGCUGAUUUUUCUGUUAUAGUAAUAAUUUGCAAUAUCCGUUAGAUCAGUUCUGUUGAACGUCGAGUUCUUUGUGCUGAAAUUAUUAUAUGUUUUGCGUUACUAACAAAACAUGUAUGCGUUUUGCAGUUGUUAUUAUUAAUUUUGAAAUGCUAGUACUUGACUAACUAUUUUACUAACGGUCAUAAAAUGUUCACUUCAUUUAUUAUUUGUUCGCAGUACACUAAAGGGUGGCUUGGGUACGUGUGUAGGGGUGGGGGUGGGGACUUUAGUCUUCAAUGAUUCUAAAAUUAAAAAAUAAAUAUAUAUAUUGGUAGUAAUUAAAUCCAACGAAAAAGCGAAGAAAAUAAUAUUUAAUGUGUAAAUGUGUAUAAAAUG
This is a messenger RNA of Gigantopelta aegis, 3235 nucleotides long. RefSeq names its product toll-like receptor 4. The record is from RefSeq and is a predicted model, not a curated record. The transcript has a single exon. Gene Ontology annotation, biological process: immune response; toll-like receptor signaling pathway. NCBI's taxonomy places the organism in Eukaryota, Metazoa, Mollusca, Gastropoda, Neomphalida, Peltospiridae. The annotation marks the transcript as partial. Gene Ontology annotation, molecular function: transmembrane signaling receptor activity; protein binding. Gene Ontology annotation, cellular component: membrane.